AUGGGUUGUGGUUCCAGUAUUUGCUCACGUGCUAAGCAACAAAAACCCCAAUCAUCAACACCAAAAUCGACCUCAAAAAAUAUAUCACCAAAAUCAGGUCGACUUCCACCAAUCAAUCAGCAGUCAUCCACAUCAACAAGUACUGUAACUACAAAAAAUAAAUCAACUAAAAAUAUUUCACUCAACUAUGAUCGUUCUCAAAAUUUGGAAACAUUCUCCAUCGUUUGGCUCGAUCGAAAUAUACACGAUUUUGACGAUGUAGAUGAUAUUCAAAAAGAGUUUCGUGCAAUUAUUGAUUACAUUCAAUUAUUUGAUCGUCUUGAAAAAUGUGAAGAUUAUAUGAAAAAAGCAAAAGAAGAUAAAAUUUAUUUUAUUGUUUCACAAGAGUAUGCACCAAAUAUUAUUUCACACAUACAUGAUUUGCAACAAGUACAAACCAUUUAUAUUUUUUCCCUGGGCCAGGAAAACAACGCUAGAGAACAACGAACAAAACAUUAUUCAAAGGUAAAUGAAAUUUAUAAUUUUACUUCGAUUCUUACCACAAAUCAUGAGCUGUAG
Didymodactylos carnosus is the source of this 558-nucleotide messenger RNA. Lineage: Eukaryota; Metazoa; Rotifera; Eurotatoria; Philodinida; Philodinidae. The record is from the annotation of a GenBank genome assembly.